Messenger RNA from Chanos chanos (milkfish), 2274 nucleotides. It is a transcript of the gene slain2, whose product is annotated as SLAIN motif family, member 2. The transcript is spliced from 9 exons. Gene Ontology annotation, cellular component: microtubule plus-end. Gene Ontology annotation, biological process: microtubule nucleation; cytoplasmic microtubule organization; positive regulation of microtubule polymerization. The record is from RefSeq and is a predicted model, not a curated record. NCBI's taxonomy places the organism in Eukaryota, Metazoa, Chordata, Actinopteri, Gonorynchiformes, Chanidae. Bases 81 to 1889 code for a protein of 602 amino acids.
CUGUACAUUUGACGACGUGUUGGUGGUUGGUCAUAAAGGCCUGCGUGUAAAGAAUUAGCUACAUUUUUAAUUCCUCUACCAUGGAGGACAUCAACUCUAACAUAAACGCGGACUUGGAGGUUAGGAAGCUCCAAGAUUUGGUGAAGAAACUCGAACAACAGAACGAGCAGCUCCGGAGUCGUUCCACUCUGCUUUCUUCGUCCGGCGGGAUGUCGGGGAACACUAGACCUCUCAGUGCCGGAUACGAAUCGUCGCUGUCGGCGGGAGCAGCAGCGGGACUUGCCGGGUUCACUGGGGUGGGGUUCGGCGAAACUAGGGGCUACAGUAAUGUUUUGGAAAACUCUCGUUUGAGCCCUAGACGAUCAUAUCAUGGUGUGAGUUAUGGAGGGAGAUACGACAGUGACAGUGCCUCUGGUGCCACAACCAACACUGGUGUCACUUCAUAUUAUCCCGAUUCUGUGGAUUUUAAUGAAGACGGGGAAACUUCGAUUUUAGACGAGGUGGAAAUCCUCGAUCUUGAGGAAAUGGAUUGUCUGAACGAAGAGGAAGAUAGCUGGUUGUAUGAGGCCAAACUGAACAGUCCCCUGCAGAAAGCUCUCAGUCCCAUUGUGUGGUGCAGACAGGCUCUGGAUAAUCCCAGUCCGGACAUGGAGUCGGCCAAGCGCUCCCUCAUCCACAGACUGGACCUUACCAUGUCAGCGAAUAAGAGGCGGAGUUUAUAUGGCAGUUCCUACAGCCCUCAGGUGGGCUACGGAAGCCCGUACAGUACAAACACGGCAAACAGCCCGUACAGCAGUGGCUUCAACUCCCCUUCCUCUACUCCAUCCAGGGUGCCUAUCGUCAAGCAGCUAGUGCUGCCUGGCAAUGCAGGUCACCAGCGUGCUGGAGCCGAACGGAAUCCUCCGGCAGUCAGUCCCCAGUCCUCCGUGGACAGUGAGCUGAGUACGUCUGAGAUGGACGAGGACUCGGUCGGUUCCUCCACCACCUACAAACUCAACGAUGUCACCGAUGUUCAGAUCCUCGCUCGCAUGCAGGAGGAAAGUCUGAGGCAAGAUUAUGCUGCCACCGCAUCACGCCGGAGCUCAGGGUCGUCCUGUCAGUCCCUGCGACGUGGGACCCUCAGCGACCAGGAGCUGGACGCCCAAAGCCUGGAGGACGAGGAGGACGCCGUGCACCCCGCCUUUCACACGCCCGUCAACCGCUUCAGCCCCUCCCCCCGACACUCACCCCGAGUCUCCCCCCGAAAUUCCCCCCGCUCCCGAUCGCCCGCCCGCACGCUGGAGUACAGCCGCGGAUCCCCGCAGCCAAUCAUCAGCCGCCUGCAGCAGCCACGUCACUCACUACAAGGCCACGCCCACGAUCCUCAGACCAAUGCCAUCAAGAACGAAGAAAAACUCAGACGCAGUCUUCCAAACCUCACACGGUCAAACUCCGGACAGAUCCCCGAGCCCGUCAAGAACAGCAGGAGCUGCGAGUCCAACCUGCAAGUGCCAAACGGAGGAUCCCCCAGACACCAGAACCAGUCUGCCACACAGCACCAAAGAUACUCCACCCCUACUACUCGCUCCUCCCCGAAAACCAAAGAGCGUCUCCAGAGUCCUACGUCCCUCAGAGUCCCCUCUGCCAGUAAGUUACGGACUCCAGCCACACCGUCACCCUUGGCCCUGCGCCAGCCUGUAAAGGCCAUGUCUAACCCUGGCUCUGGCGCCUCCACGCCCACCCGCUCCCUGGGGCCCGCCCGCAGCGGCCUGCCCCGCCCCAGCGCCUCUGCAGGAGGGGGUCUACCUUUACCUCGCAGCAAACUGGUCCAGCCUGUGCGCAGGUCUUUGCCAGCUCCACGGACUUACAGCGGCAUCAGGGAUGAGAGCUGGAGGGAGGGCUGCUACUGAGCAUGCCCAGAACUCAGCAGCACAAACAUGCAAACAGUCCAACCUGGCACUUUAAUACCCGGCCUCUUUUACGAGAUGCUGAAAGAUCAAAAAGUCAAAAAUCAGUCAGAAUAUCCUCAUUACAAUCACAGUGGUAAGGAACGCUCUUUUGAAUUGGGAUGUUUGGAUGCGGCAGGCUAGAGUCCAGAAAAUGCCAAAGAUACCAGCGGAAUUCCAGCCUCGUCUGCCACCAGGGGGCGACCUUCCUUACUUACCAGACAGCACCUAUACAGAGAUUUGCAAAUCUUCUCUAUUCCCCUUUUCCCCUCUUCUCCCUUGCAUAUGGAAAUGCCCUACCAAUGUAAUUUGUAGUGUCUCUGUAAAAGGUUUUGUAUGGUAAUGCUUU